ACUGUUACGUUACAAGUACAAAUAGCGUUGUUCUCUUCGGCAGCCGCUAAAACCCUAAACCCAGGAGGCUUCGAAUUUGAACCGUAACGCAGCCCAGACGAUAACAAUGGCACCGGCCUCUUUAGAUGAAGAGACGGCGAAGAAGGUCCUCCGUCAGGUCGAGUUCUACUUUUGCGACAGCAAUCUCCCUCGCGACAAGUUUCUGAGGCAAACGAUUGAAGACAGCGAAGAUGGACUCGUGAGUUUGGCCCUGAUUUGCACAUUCUCUCGGAUGCGAAGUCAUCUCGGUUUAGGCGAGGUCGGGCAGGAAAACGUUCCUCUUGAUACGAUUUUGGCGGUUGCGGAGACCCUGAGGGAAUCUUCUUCCCUCAAGGUUUCAGAAGAUGGAAAGAGGGUCGGUAGGAGUAGCAAAUUACUGAAGCCGGAAGAGGUGAUAGAGCAAGUGGAUGUAAGGACCAUUGCUGCAACACCAUUUCCUUAUGAUGUCAAGCGUGAGGAUGUGGAGUCUUUCUUCAAUGAAUACGGGAAGGUGAAUAGCGUGAGGCUACCUCGUCAUGUGGCAGCAAAUAAAUUUUUUAGUGGAUACGCGCUGGUUGAAUUCUCAACAGAGGAGUUGGCAAAUGAUGUUUUGAAGCGAAGCUUGGUUUACGCAGGAGCAGAGCUGGAGCUGAAACCAAAGAAGGAUUAUGAUAACGAAAGAAAAUUGCUGUCUGAGGAACUUGGGAAGGUCCGCUCAUCUGAAUACCAAUAUGCAAAAAAUGGACUUCAUGGACAUGAAAAGCAGCUUGAGGAGACAAGCUAUCCCAAAGGCUUAAUUGUUUCAUUCACACUGAAAAGACCAUGUGAGGCAAAUGCUUUGGAGAAAAAUGUGGAUGCUGAGUUGGUUCCAAUGGUUAGCACAUCCAAGGGAGAAGAAACUGAUGAAAACAUUCAAAAAACUGAAGAUAAGCCUGAGGUAGCCCCAAUACAAGAGGAAGAAGGUGCUGGAAAUGAGGAGAAAGCUUCAGUUGAUAAAGCAGUAAAAUCGUUGGAACUUGAGCAAUCAAGUGAUGAAGAAUGCAAAAACGGGAAAAUGGAGAACGCUCUAGACCAAGUCAAGGAGGAAAAUAAGGACAUGAUCUUUCGGGAGGAUAUAAAGAAUGUGUUGCAGAAAUUUGGAACAGUGAAGUAUGUGGACUUCACUAAAGGUGCAGAAUCAGGUUAUGUUCGUUUUGAAGCAGCCGAAGGGGCUCAAAAGGCUCGUGCUGCAGCUGUCCUUUCUGAGAGUGGUGGUUUAACUGUCAAAAGUUAUGUUGCUACCUUGGAAGCAGUAACUGGUGAUGCAGAGAGAGAAUACUGGAAAAAACUACGUGAAAGUCAAGAUAAAGUACGUGAGACUAAAGGCGACUGGGGAAGAGGCAGGCAUGCCAGGGGAAGACGGUUUGAACACAAGAACCGCCGAUCUAGAGAUGGGAAGGGCUCGAAUGAAAGACCAAGCAAAGUUCUAAAAGUGGAAGGCUGAUUUCAAUGUGUGAAUGCUGGGAAGAAACUUGGGGAUGCACCUCCGCGUUUCAGCUCACGGGACACAAAACUGUCCAUAUAAUUUUGAGUGGCGCCAAUUACUGUUUUUGGCAGGAUCAGUUAUUCUAAUUGCCUAUUUGAAUCGUAUACAUGAUACAUCAAAAUGCAAACAACGGUAGUCUUUGCAUAUAAGCAAAGAAGAUUUUGGUAUGAAUUUUUCUACUUGUCUCAUCCCCAUUGUGAAUCGUGGAAUUGAUUAAUAACGCAUACAUGUAAUUUGUUCAGUCA
This is a messenger RNA of Nymphaea colorata (pocket water lily), 1788 nucleotides long. Its product is annotated as la protein 1. The coding region runs from base 107 to 1501 and encodes 464 amino acids. Gene Ontology annotation, cellular component: nucleus. The record is from RefSeq and is a predicted model, not a curated record. The transcript is spliced from 10 exons. NCBI's taxonomy places the organism in Eukaryota, Viridiplantae, Streptophyta, Magnoliopsida, Nymphaeales, Nymphaeaceae. Gene Ontology annotation, molecular function: mRNA binding. Gene Ontology annotation, biological process: RNA processing.